ACGUCGUCCAAUAGGAAGUGUCGACGAAAUUUACGCACAGAAAUAUCACUGACGUGUCCACGAAAAGGGGACUACAUCGAGGGUUCAUGAUUAUUCUCGUUUUAUAUAAGAGGAAAACAACAGUGUUCGACGGUUCACGUUAAUCGACAGUUGUGACCAGUGUGAUCUUGCUACGAAAUUAUGGCAGCGUUAUUAAAUACUUUCGUCAAUUCUUUCACUAACAGACUCGAAGCACCGGUCAGACAACAUCUAAAAAAUGUUUACGGCUGUCUGUCCCUGUCAAUGGUUUCGGCCGCUGCAGGGUCUUACAUCCACCUGUACACAGAACUUCUGCAGGCUAACAUGCUGACCACCCUUGGCACAUUCGGUCUAUUGCUGGCUUUAAUCAGUACACCAGACAAUGGAAAAAAUCAGAAAUUGCGGCUCAGCUACCUCCUGGGCUUUGCACUUCUAUCUGGACUCGGAUUAGGUCCCCUGUUCCAAAUGAUUAUAGCUAUCAAUCCAAGCAUCAUAGUAUCUGCAUUAAUAGGAACAACUGUUGUAUUUGUAUCGUUCAGUAUCUCCUCCCUUUUGGCUGAACGAGGACGUUGGUUGUAUCUUGGCGGCACUCUACUUAGCUUGCUGAAUACUAUGGUCCUGUUCUCAUUCAUAAAUCUCUUUGUCCGUUGGUCCUUCUUCUACCAAGCCCACUUAUAUGUUGGAUUAUUUUUGAUGUGCGGCUUUGUGAUUUACGACACUCAGCUAAUCAUCGAAAAGUUCCACAUGGGUAGCAAAGAUUUCAUUUUGCACUCCUUGGAUCUUUUCAUAGACUUUAUUGCAAUUUUCCGUCAUCUUCUCAUCAUCCUUACACAAAAGGAAUUGGCAAAAGAGAAGCGAAAACGUGACUAAGCGGGAGGGAGGAGAAAAUCUGUAAAAUAUCAUACCAUUCAAGUAAAUCCAUAAACUAGUUGGUCUUCAUCUAAUCUAUCCAUAUGUAAGACAUAUAUAUUUACUACGAUAAAAUAAAUCUAAAGUAAUACAGCUUAUUGAUUACAUCAAGAAAUUUUUAGGCGUGCGUUUGCCGUAAAAACGCAGUUGUAUUUAUUUUGGAUUAGGUACUUAGUUGGUCCA
Dufourea novaeangliae is the source of this 1110-nucleotide messenger RNA. It is a transcript of the gene BI-1, whose product is annotated as probable Bax inhibitor 1. Gene Ontology annotation, molecular function: enzyme binding. NCBI's taxonomy places the organism in Eukaryota, Metazoa, Arthropoda, Insecta, Hymenoptera, Halictidae. The transcript is spliced from 4 exons. The record is from RefSeq and is a predicted model, not a curated record. Gene Ontology annotation, cellular component: mitochondrial membrane. The coding region runs from base 181 to 888 and encodes 235 amino acids. Gene Ontology annotation, biological process: negative regulation of RNA splicing; cellular response to unfolded protein; negative regulation of apoptotic signaling pathway.